Pisolithus orientalis is the source of this 2117-nucleotide messenger RNA. RefSeq lists its product as uncharacterized. Bases 345 to 1820 code for a protein of 491 amino acids. The transcript is spliced from 3 exons. Lineage: Eukaryota; Fungi; Basidiomycota; Agaricomycetes; Boletales; Pisolithaceae. The record is from RefSeq and is a predicted model, not a curated record.
AUAACAUUGCCAAACCGGUUUGUGUCCACAGCUCUACCUUUUGCUCGUCACAUAUUUCAAGAUUAGCUGAUCCUAACUUGAGGCUGUCUAAUGGCCUCCUAGAGUCACUUGAAUCUCAUUUUUCUAUACAGCACAUCAGAAAGGAAGGGAUGCCGUGCAGCCUGAUGAACUCGUGUAAGCAGCGUGGUCGUGGAACCGCCAAUUCCACCUGCCAUAGUACCUCGAGUAUCCACUCGUGGUAAUUGGCCCUGCCUGGCCACAUACAAAUUGCCCACCCUAUCGGAAGUCCGUCGUUAUAUAACCGCACAUGCCCUCGCCCUCUUGCAGAAUACAGGAGGUCACUUAUGGCUACUUCCUUCGCUCCUUCUUUGGCUUCGCUCAGCACCGGAACACGCCCUCCUUCACGCACAGACCGUAGCGGGAACUCCGGUUCCUCCAAGAAUUAUGUCCUUCCUGUUCCAUCGGGCUUCUCUGUUCGUAUCUUCAAAGCUCCGUCGCUCUCCGCAUCGUCCCGCCAACAUGCAAAUCAGCAGCCGUCUGUCCCGAAAAGUGACGCGGAUUACCGAUCGUCAUCACAAUCCCGCCAAUCGGCCCCGGCGGCCUGGGAAGGCCACCAUAAACUCACCAGGGCACCUCCAGUUCAAAGCUCAGACGAUAGUCAAGGUCGCAACGGUAGAUUCGGUGGCAUCCACACUGGCCCUGUUUCAGACUCCUAUAUUUAUGAGCGCCCCCUCCUCUCCAACUCCAACUCCUACUAUUAUCAGACAUCAUCAGACACUACGGGAAGCGACAUUGACUCUAUCUUCUCUGCAACUCAUUCGUCAUCCUCAAGUAACAGCAGCCUAGAAGAUAGCCCGAGGAGAGGAGCUCUGCAACUGGCGCCACCGGAGCGACGUCCACCCUAUGGUCAGCGAAACCCAGCACCGUUAGUCACGUACCCAGGGACCUACCACACGUGUCCGACGUGCACGGAGCUAUGUACUGGCGCCUCAUCGAUGCCAACAAGCAGAGUAGAUGCGCAUUCGCAGGGCUCUCGCCCGCUCCCCACGCCACCCGUGAGCACCCGAGUGCGUAAGGACAGUUUGCAAUUGACCACCGAGCGCUCCCCUUCCAUCUCCCCUAAUCACCUGAGGCCUCGCCCGCCGCCACUCCACAUUGAAGACACUCCAUCGUAUCCUGUCUAUGUACAAGGCACUUAUCGUGGCCAAUGGCAACCAGAUGAUAUACCUGCAGCCCCGCAGCUUGGUCGUUCUGGGUCGCAAAGGAGCGUAACAUCAUCCAACAGUGGAUCCUAUGGGCCUCUUCUCCUCCCUCCGGGAUUGUUUGUCCAAGAUUGGGAGCACCCUCUCACUUCUGCACCAAGCGAUAUAGGUGGUGAGAUUUCCGCGAGGCCACAACGCCGCAAAUCGGAGGGUGGCAAGCCACACGUUCACGAGCCGAGGCGCAUACGGUCGCAAACUGCGCCGGCGCCUCGUUCCGUGAGGUGGUGUGAGAAUUUGAUCUGCCCUAGCCCAGUUUUACCCAGCCAACGUAGGAAGGGAUGGUUCAAUCGUAGAGGGGACCAGCUGUGGCGUAAUGACGGGUCGUACAGGCCUCCACCACCGGGCGAAGCUUACCCCCCUGACUUAGACGACUACCCAGAGCCAAAUGAGGGCUGGCAAAAUGAGGAAGGCGUCCGAAUUGACCUCAGUCGUCGGCUAAUACCGAAGGUCCCUCUCCGCGGCGUGCUCAAACAAACGAACUAUUGUCCUGAGGAGGGCAUAGUCGCUGGAUACCUUAUGGAUUCCCCAGUUUCAGCUACGUCGGAGGACGAAGAAUGAGUUCCAUCGUGCCUCCUUUCCCUAGGUCCUUGCAUGCCAAAUCCACAUAUGUAUUUUAUGCAACGGACCAUCACGUUCGUAAAGCAUUCACGUUUCGAUCAUUAUCAGCAUAAGUAUACCCCCGCACUCACCACAUCCACAUCGUUGCGGAGCUGGUAUCCUCCUGUAAUAGUAGACAUGUAGCCAUCUUGUCUGCCCAGGUGCAUGUAUUCCAAGCUGUUCUCGGCCGAUAAGCGAAAAAAAACUUUUAGUCGCGCAUACCAUCACCCGCUCGGUAUUCAUAUCGGAAGACGGAUA